Thermochaetoides thermophila DSM 1495 is the source of this 1278-nucleotide messenger RNA. RefSeq lists its product as uncharacterized. Bases 1 to 1278 code for a protein of 425 amino acids. The record is from RefSeq and is a predicted model, not a curated record. Gene Ontology annotation, biological process: glycolipid biosynthetic process. The transcript is spliced from 4 exons. Lineage: Eukaryota; Fungi; Ascomycota; Sordariomycetes; Sordariales; Chaetomiaceae. Gene Ontology annotation, cellular component: lipid droplet; mitochondrion; plasma membrane.
AUGCCGCGGAGACAACACGACCGCCAGUACGACUUGGUCGUCUUCGGUGCUACUGGUUACACCGGAAAGUAUGCCGUCCAGUACAUCACCACCGACCUGCCAACUGAUCUGAAGUGGGCCGUGGCUGGCCGCUCUCAGUCCAAGUUGGAGAAAGUUGUGGCCGAGUGCCAGAAGCUCAACCCAGAUCGGGCUCCCCCUAGCAUCGAAAUCUGCAACUUGAACGAUAUCGACCUGUCCAAUUUGGCCAAGAAAACCUUCAUUCUCAUUACCACCGUGGGUCCCUAUGGCCAGUACGGUGAACAUGCCUUCAAGGCCUGUGCGGAGAAUGGCACUCAUUACUUCGACGUCACCGGAGAGGUCCCCUUUGUGGCUAAGAUGAUCAAGAAGUAUGAAGCUGCUGCCAAAGAGAGCGGCGCAGUCAUGCUUCCGCAGAUUGGCGUUGAAUCUGCCCCAGCAGACUUGAUCACCUACUCCCUUGCCUCGUUCAUUCGUGAGGAGUACUCCUCUCCUACCGCUGACGUUACGCUCUCGAUCCACAACCUCAAGAGCUCCCCUUCAGGCGGUACACUCCGCACUGUCUUUACCUUGCUUAACAACUUCACCCUCUCCGACGUGCGCGCCGCCUACGAGCCCUACGCUCUAUCCCCCGUACCGCCCGCCAAGCCCCCUCCGUCCCUGCCCAUCUUCACCCGCCUGACAGGCCUCAUCCAAGUCCCGUUCCUCGGGCUGUUGACUACCUCUGUCGCUGGUUCGACCGACGCUGCUAUUGUGCAUCGCUCGUGGGGUAUUUUCGCCAAGUACCCGGCCCUCUGGCUGCGGGGUCGGCAGCAAAACGAUGCUGAGCGGUCGACUAGCUAUGGACCCAAUUUUUCUUUCCGGGAGUUCAUGCGCUCGCGAAACUGGCUGACUGGGUUGGGUAUCCAUAUCGGACUGCUGUUGCUGGGCUUGGUGAUGGUAACGCCGUUCCUGAGGGAGCUGGCUGCCAAGUGGGUGGUCCAACCUGGUGAUGGCCCGGAUCCGGAGACUGCCAAGUUCGAUGAGCUAGAAUAUAGGGGUAUUGCGACGGCAGAUGGGAAGAAAAAGCGGGCGCUAUGUAGGGCUUGGUUCAUGGGAAGCCCGUAUUACUGUAUCCUGCUUGCCGAAGCUGCUCGCACGCUGCUGGAGGAAGAAGUUGAACUCCCUGGUGGCAUCUACACCGCUGCAUGUCUUGGACAGCCGUUUAUUGACCGGCUGGAGCGGGCCGGCUUCCAUCUCGAGACGAAGUGCUUGGAGCACUAA